AUGCUGACAUACGUGAGUCGAGAGGAGCCUACUCGGCACACGACCACGGCAUUGGAGCGGUAUCGACACCUAAGACCCCCUGUGUUCAAAGGAAGGAUUGGCGAUGAUCCUAGCUCAGCCGAGUAUUGGCUGGAGCAAACCGAGAAACUACUUCAACAUCUCCAGUGUAGUGAAGAGGAGAAGGUAAGGUGUGCAACCUACACAUUGGAGGAAGAAGCAGGUCGGUGGUGGCAAUCUACCGAGCGUUCAAUAAUGAGGUCACAACAGGAGCAUGAGGCUGAAGAUGAGGAUGCACCAAUGUAUACCUGGGCAGGAUUCAAGGCAGAGUUUAACGCCAAUUACUUUUCUAAGAGUUGGAAGGAAGAAAGAAUUUGGGAGUUUAUGAGGCUCAAGCAGGCGGAUGAGAUGUCAGUAAGCCAAUACGAUAAUCGGUUCAUUCAACUGAUUAAGUACGUGCCCAUGUACGAAACUGACGAGAAUCAGAAGGCACAAAAGUUUGUUUCAGGAUUACAAGAACAUCUCCAGCAAGUUUUAAGUGGAUGGGACAUUGAAACUUACAAAGAAGCAUUGCACCGAGCUUUGACCAUUGAGAGAAAUCUGACACGAGCCAAGAUAAUCAAGACAGAGGAAGGAAGUAAGAGCAGUAAACCAGACAGUUCGAAGACUCAACAAAGGGACGACGGGAAGUGCCCUCGAUGUAAGAGGAAACACUUUGGAAAAAGAUGUGUUGUAAAAUGCUAUGGAUGCGGUGAAGAAGGCCACAUUGGAAGAAAUUGCCCAAAGAACAAAGUAAUGCCCCAGGUUGAGUAUCAGGGAAAAGUGGUGUGUUACAACUGUGGUCAACCAGGGCAUAUCUCGCAAGAUUGCUCAAAAAGGCAGAAGAUGGAACCACCGAGUGGAAGUGCACAAAAUGUUCGUCCAGGCCGAGUGUACAAUCUGACUUGUGAGGAUGCUGAGGCCAAUCCUGCAAUUAUUGAAGGUACACUGUUCUUUUCAAAUAUUCCAGUUCAUGCUUUAAUAGAUCCAGGUGCUACGCAUUCAUUCGUGUCGCAUGCAUCAGUAGAAGGUUUAAAGUUAGAACCUAGGGAAUUGGGUUAUCAGAUGGCAAUAGCCACUCCUACGGGUUCAACUCUAAGAACUGCGGUAGGGUGCCGCGAGUGUAUUUUUAAUAUGGGAGGGGAAAUUUUUAAGAUCGAUUUAGUGGUGUUAGACAUUAAAGAUUUUGACAUAAUUGUCGGAAUGGAUUUCCUAUCGCUACAUGAAGCUAAAAUAGAUUGUAAGAGUAAGACCGUAAGCUUACCCAAGCUUAACGGAGAGUGGAUUGUGUUCCAGGGUCAAGGUAGGAAGAUUAAGAGAGAAAAUGGCAUGACUUUGCACACGUUGCAAUCAGCCAAACCCGAAUCAGGAAAGAAAAGUCUCGAGUUGAAAUCAGUGAGGGUCGUGAAUGAGUAUCCUGAGGUAUUUCCGAGGAAUUACCAGGAUUACCUCCCCAAAGAGAAAUUGAAUUCUCGAUAG
This is a messenger RNA of Diospyros lotus (date-plum), 1515 nucleotides long. RefSeq lists its product as uncharacterized. The transcript has a single exon. Gene Ontology annotation, molecular function: nucleic acid binding; zinc ion binding. The record is from RefSeq and is a predicted model, not a curated record. The coding region runs from base 1 to 1515 and encodes 504 amino acids. Lineage: Eukaryota; Viridiplantae; Streptophyta; Magnoliopsida; Ericales; Ebenaceae.